Molecule: messenger RNA, 746 nt
Organism: Styela clava
Lineage: Eukaryota; Metazoa; Chordata; Ascidiacea; Stolidobranchia; Styelidae
Molecular function (GO): protein binding
Source: RefSeq, a predicted model, not a curated record
UGGUUUUCAAUAUGGGAAACUGGUGGCAGUGCAACAUUUUGUCGUUUUUCUUUGUACUUUUAUUAGUCCUAUCAAAUGGAAUCUCGUUUAAUAGGGAUUUUGACUUUUCCACAAGUUUCGUCGACGAUACCUCUGAAGAACAAAGCAAUGGCGACAAAGACCCGUUUAUUCCAACUAUAACUGCUAGCGAAAGAGCAAAGCAACAACCACCAAAUGCAACGGCCAGCAUAUAUUCGUCUGAUUAUUUCAUGAAUGACUUCAGUGUACUUGAGGCUACCGAUGAACCAAAAACUUCAAGAAUCGAGACAGAGAUUGGGUUAUUUGCUGAAUCCAACUGCUACGGAACUAAUAUAUUUGUUUGCUACACGGGAGAAUGUAUAAAUGGAACUCAAAUAUGUAAUGGAUACUACGACUGCCCACUCGGUGAGGAUGAAAGUUUGGAUUGUGGUGAAUGGAUAACGAUGGUAUUCGCACUAGUCUCCAUGGUCAUAGGGACACUUUUUGCUUUUCUUUUUAUGUACAUGUAUUAUCUCCGUGUUCAAAUGUUGGAAGAGGACGUUUUCGUUCGACCGGGCGGUGACAUGGUCAGCGAUUCUUACCGAAGAUACGUUCAACUAGUUGAAAUCGCUUUAAAAAUGACGGAGGACGCGUCAAGAAAAACAUAAGAUUUACAAAACACAUUUGCAUAUAGUACCAUAACCAAGUUAUCAAUAUCGCCAUACAAAUAAAUAAGAAAGCUCAUGCAA